Molecule: messenger RNA, 2781 nt
Organism: Lachancea fermentati
Lineage: Eukaryota; Fungi; Ascomycota; Saccharomycetes; Saccharomycetales; Saccharomycetaceae
Source: the annotation of a GenBank genome assembly
CGGGAAUUUGUCAGCGGUGGACGGGUUCUGACAGUGUCCAGCACGGACGUUGCUGCAGCGAAUCCCAGGAGGGUCAGACCCCCAUUUAUCCUUCCGCCGUUCACUCGUACAGCGCAGGCCGUCGCGACAUUCACGUCCAGCGACAUCAACGACAAACUCACCGCUACCACGACGACGACCACGACGAAAACGACACAAACCGCCGGCGGGCGGGCGACGCAAAGCGUCGCGAGCGUCGCGAGCGUCGCGCACGCGACGACCCCCACGCCGGCCCCCACGUGUGCGGCGGGGCACGCCGCCGCUGGGUCCUCGGGCAGCUCGAGCACGCCGCACCACGACCUCGACAACCUGCUGUCGUGUCGCACGCAGGUGUGCGACCGGUGCCGGCGGCUCAAGAAGAAGUGCUACGGCACGGGCGUGCGCUGCAGCAACUGUCUCAUCUCGAACCAGCCGUGCACGACCGAGCGCACGCUCAAGCGGCGGCGCAAGCCCAAGCCCACGCGGCUCAACCCGAUCGAGGUCGAGAACAUCAAGCUGAAGCUCGCGCUGCAGCAGUUGCAACGCGAGCUUGCGACGCGUCCGCGCGCGGACGCGUCGCGCGACGGCGCGGCCGUCGUCAAGCUCGAGGAAGAGGCGCUCGAGCGGGCGUUCGAGGAGGAGGCGCUCGCGGGCGGCGGCCCGCGUUCGCGCUCGGGCACGCCAGCGCCAGCGCCAGCGCCAGCGCUGGCGGCGGGCGCUCCGGCGCGCGCCGCGCAGCGCUUCGCGCUGCGCUCCGACGCGCAGUUCGUCGCCGGGGUGGCUCGCUCCGCCCAUCGCGAGUUCCACGUCCACGCCGGGCUCGUCCCCGCCCGCGCGCCCCUGCCCAACGAGGACAACUACAACGCCCCCGCCGUCAUCGAGGAGUACUCCAUCGUCGACAACUUUCUGCAACAAGAGUUCGUCAAGAUCCUGGCCGAGCUCCGCCCCCAGAUCCUCGCGCACGUCGACCGCUUCUUCCGCGAGAUCAACUGCGUGUUCCCCGUGAUCCGCGACCGCGACUACUUCCUCGCCAAAGUCCACGAGCUGUUGCAGUCCAUCGCAGUGUGCAACUUUCCCACCAAUGUCAUCAACGACGAACACAACCUCUGCAUCGUCUACAAAGUCAUCCUCAUCUGCAUGCUCUACACGCGGGACCGCGCGCUCGAGGCCCGCUACCUCAAGACCACGCGGCACCUGCUGUCGCGGUUCGAGUGCCUCGACCCCAUCAACACCCUCAAGUGCUACCUGCUCACGCAUUUGUACGCGCAGCUCGCGCGCGACCAGCCGUUGGUGGUGCGCAUGAACGGGCUCGUCGCGUCGCUCGCGCUCGACCUGCGCCUGCACCGCGCUGCCCGCGACCCGCUCAAGCGCCAGCUCUGGCACGUGUGCUACUGCUUCGACUUCUUCGUCACCGAUCCGCUGUACCGCGAGUUCGGGCUCGGGCCCGACGCCCACGUCCGCCUCAUCCACGACCACUCCACCCUGGUGGCCGCCCCCGACGCCCCGCUGUUGCAGAUCCUCGACAUCAAGCGCAAAGUCUACGACGGCCACCUGGACCUUGACCAGGGCGUCGAGCUGCUGCUCGCGCUCGACGACCUCACCGCCAAGGCCGCGUUCCACAUGCCCGCACAGGACGCGGACUUCGACUUCGACUUCAGAACCGCCCUCCACGUGCUGUACUUCCUCGAGACCCUGCUGUUGUUCCAAAGGUCCCUGGUCCCGGACUGGGACGCGGCCUCCAUCGCCAAAAACCCGACGCUCCUCAGACACCUCAAAACGCUCUUGCUCUUCGCACACCACUUCGUGGCCAUCUGGCAUUCCAACCUGAAAAUCCACCACUGCAUCCCGUUCGUCAGCCUCAGCAAGCUCUUCCAAACCGGACUUUUCAUCAACUGGUAUGUCAGCCAGGACUUCCCACAAACGCACGAAAACCCACUCCCGAUUUUAUCUUUGAGUGCACUCCAAUCCACUACUCUCAAAAGAACCCAAUCUGCCCCCAGCGGUAUGGCCUCCCAUACCAAAAAAUCCAGCUACAAGUACCUCGUCAUGGUGAGGGAGAUCAUGCAAACGUACGCACCGGUUGAUGAAAAGGUUCAGAAAUAUCAGGAUGCGCUUCGCAGCGUGUUCUUCCAAACAGACUUUGCGGACCCGACUCUAGCAGUGUCUGUGGAUCACGCCCCGAAUGCUCUGUUGGCUACAGACAAGCUAGGUGUUUCGGCAGAAGCGGCGGCAGUAGGAAUGCCAACCGCUUUCUUAGAGCACAAGAGCAACACUUCGAUCUCAUCCACAAAUGUGAGUGGACUCGAAAGAAACUCAAAGGCAGGUCCACGUUAUAACCCACGCGAUACAAAUCACUACAGCCUCUUCAAUCUCAACUCCGCGAGUGUGCCAAACUUCACAAACCUCAAACAUAACGCGUUACGCGAUGACUUUGUGAAUUCGUCGCAGAGCUCUCUCCACGAAACUCCGUUUUCAACUAACCAUUCAUCACCACGCAAAGUCAACUCCCACAGUGACCUCGUGUGCAACACCUCCGUUGAGGAGCAGUUGAACAACUUUGUUUCUGGGUUUACAUUUGACAAUCGAGCCAAGCCAGUAGUUAUACAGUACCCUCAAGAUAAAAUUUCACGACCCACUCCAAGCACCACAGAUGAUUCAGUACACGCUGAGUCUCGCACCCAACCUAAUGGAGAUAUCUUCAAAACAUUGGAGGAUCUCAUAGACACGAAAAAAGAUAAUGACGUUUACAAUAUGAAUUUUUAG